Messenger RNA from Heterostelium album PN500, 3588 nucleotides. RefSeq lists its product as uncharacterized. The record is from RefSeq and is a predicted model, not a curated record. The transcript is spliced from 6 exons. The coding region runs from base 1 to 3588 and encodes 1195 amino acids. Lineage: Eukaryota; Evosea; Eumycetozoa; Acytosteliales; Acytosteliaceae.
AUGUCAUAUGCAGCAUCAAUUGCGACAACAACAACAACAUCUUCUUCGAUAAUAGAUAAUUGGGGAUUCGAAUAUAAUAUAACUGGUAGUUGGAUAGAUAGCGGUAAUAUCAUACAGCCUACAAGUCAAUCAGAAGUAAUCGAUGUUGAAAAUCUAUUUCAUGGAAAUCGUGUUGCUGUUUUCGGAACACUCAACAGCAAUACAUAUGAUCUAUUUGUUUCAGUAGAUGGAGAUGAUGAGAAUAAUAAUGGAACUAAAACAUCGCCUUUUCAAACAAUUCAGAGGGCAAUCGAUUAUAUCCAAGACUCUCUGAGUCUGACGAUCUACGUAGAUAGUGGAGUCUAUUAUACGGGAUUUAAUAAUACCAUUUUCAGUCGAGGAAAAUCUUUGAAUAUCGUUGGAAUUCCGAGUGACGAUUCACCACAGGCUGUGUAUCCACAGUUGAACUCGCUGGAGGAUGGAAUGCUUUUGGUGGUACUACCAGCUGCCAUUCCAUAUAUAUCAUUUCAUAUUACAGAGUGUCCGUUGAUACCAGUGGAUUUGCCAACGGCACUUGUAUCACUACAAUUCUUGAAUAUCAACAAUAUCACUUUCAACCAAUAUAUUUACGCACAGGGAUGCAUGGCAAUCUCUGUUGCACAGUUGGCAACACUCAGUCUGCAAUCGACUAAAUUCACACCGAUCUUGUACAAUCCUCAACUUGUGUGUCUGUGGCCACGAGCAACUCUGAGUGGAUCCGACAUCUCGUUUAUCAAUGGCAGUGAUGUGCUGACACACACGGACACAGCCAUCUAUGCAAUGAGUGCAACCGUCCAACUCGAUCAAGUGUCGUACUCACUCAACAUAUCGAGUUAUGCUGUUUAUUCCAACAAGGGUAGUUUGGUGUUGACCAACGUCUACUCCAAUGUAUCUGGCUGUUUCUUCUCAUUCAACAACACAGUAUUGGAGUUUUCCAAUUUCACAUUAACAAACUACGGUUUCAUUCAGGGCACAAUCAUUUCCAUUAUCAAUAUAAGCCAAUACGCCAAGCUAUCCAAUAUUCUAUUUACUAAUAUCGGUUAUUCCUAUGGAAUAUCUAUAUCACUGGCACCAGCGGUAAUACUUGAAAAUAUUCGAUUUGGUCAAGGAAACUUUGAUUUGCCCUCAUUUUUAUUGCUUCAAUCCAUUGGAAAACUUUCUGUCCAGAAUCUGGCAAUCAGCGAUUACAAUGACCCAGACCGUAGAACAACAAGUUACAUAGAAUUCUCACAGGUCAACGGUACGUUGGACAAUAUUAUACUGGAGAAUAUUGCAGAUGUGUCGGAUACUCCGUUGAUUUCCAUAACCGGUUGUGAUAGUCUUGCUUUUAGUAAUUUGGAAAUGAAUAAUAACGCCAUUCCUCUCAUGGAAAUAGUUGGUUCCACUGUGACGUUGACAAACACUUCGAUGGUCAACAAUACGCUGUUCUCACUGUUGACAUGUACCACCAACAGUGUCUUGCAAUUGAUAAAUGCAUCGGUGAAAGGCAAUAAAGUGACAGCGAUCGAUGCAUCCACUUGCCAUCUAUCGAUUAGCGACUCAACAUUUGGUGGUAACCUCAAUAUAGUUCACGACCAGUAUCCAUUGGUCUACACCUCCUAUGGACAGCUCGAUAUCAACAACGUGCAAUUCACCAACAACAUUGGAUUCGACAUUGUCUCACUGAAGAACUCCAGGAGUAGUAUAUCAUCUACCGAUUUCAUUACCAAUCAAUAUGGAUUCCAAAUUUCCGCGUUGGAUUGUCAUGAAAUCAAUGGAUCCGCUUUAUUCUUCUAUGGAAACAUCGAAUUGCAACCAGUCCUAUCAUUCAGCAACUCAACCAUCAACCUGAAGCAAGCAUUAUUACAAAACAAUGUUUAUCCAGCGAAUAUUACCAAUUGUCAAUUCGAAUUCGAUCAGCUCGAUGUAAUUGAUACCACCGGUGAUAGUUCGCUCAAUAUCGUUAGUUCAACCGGUGCAUGGAGAAAUAGUAGAGUCAGUAACUUUACCAUUUCACCUACCGAUACCACCAUAUCAUUGGAAGACAGUAACGUACUCUACUCCAACUGUACAUUCGACCAGUUGUCAUCACCCGGUUACCCAAUCGGUAUAAUGACACGUGGUACUACCACUUUCCAAGACUGUCUGGUGAACAACACAAUUGGAUCGUUGUCCGGUGGAUUCAAAGUCACCGAUGGUAAGCUAAUCGUGAUCAACAGUUAUUUCGGAAAUAAUGCUGGCAAGGUGAAUGCUGUCCUCUUUGCCAGUAACGCAUUUGUAAUACUCCAAAACUGUAUCGUUGAGAAUAACGUUGGAUCGGACUCGAUCAUUCAAAUUGAAAACACGACAUUUGAGAUUGUAGAUUGUACAUUCAGUAGGAAUUACCUCUCGAGAACCAUCCAUUUCGUCAACGCAUCUGGUGACAUUCUCAAUUCGAAAUUCACAGACAACAGCGAUCUUUUCACUAUUAUCCUAAUAGAGAAAUCAAAUAUUACAGUGGUUUCCACCGAGUUUAUCACUUCAUUCACACUGAACGAUGGUUCUUACUCUACGGUCCAGUUAUUCAAUUCAAAGCUAGAUAUUGUCAGCUCACAUUUCUACAAUAAUCUCGGCACACAACGUCCUUCCAUUUAUGCAUCGUCCUCACAGCUGAAUAUCAAUUACACUCGAUUCGAGAACAACUCUAAUCUCAAUGGUGUCGGAGGAGAUAUCUAUAUGGAGAAGUCAUACGGAUUGAUUAGUUCCAGUCAAUUUAAAGCGGGUGGCGCUCAUAUCGGUGGAUGUAUCUACAUGGCAUUGUCAUUUGUUGAACUGAGAAACAAUACAUUCCUUCAAUGUGAAGCAACCAUUGGUGGAGCUAUCUACAUUGAUUCUUCAGUUGCCAACAUUAGUCAAUCGAAAUUCAGUGGUUGUCUAGCGCAGAAAGGUGACUAUACCGAUGUCAACUACAUUGGAAGUGUCUAUUGCGGUGGCGCCAUUGCCAUCGCGCCAAUCAUAGGCAAAAUGAAAAGCACAGUUUGGAUAACAGGCUCAAUGUUUAUGGCCAACCAAGUUAGUAUUGACGGUGGCGCUCUUUGGACAAACGAUCCCCGUUCGACCAUCUCCAUCUCCAAGACCAGCUUCAACUCCAAUCAGGCAUCGGGAGGUGGCGGUGCAAUCUUCUGGGAAACAGCACGCACCUUUGAUAAAUCCAAUAUAUUCAACUAUAAUAUUGCAGUCUACGCUAUUCCAUUCAUGGGUUCCUAUGUUUUCUAUAUUCUACUGGAUGGAAACACCGGUGACCAAUAUAGUGUCAAUCUCACACUGUUUAGCAAGGAAACAGACAUACUCUUUUCCAAUCAUACCGGUAUCACCAUACAAUCUUGUUUGACAACACAAUACCUUGAUAAUACAGGUAUCUGUCGUACUUGUCCUGUCGUGGUUGUCGUCCUCCUAUUGAUUCGCUAUGAUCUACCAACAAGAACAGCGUUAUUCUCGAUGAAAAUAAGAUCAUCUGCAUCAAUAUCAUCGUCAUCAGCAUCAGCAUCGUCAUCAUUUUCAUCUUCUUCUUCCUCGAAUCAUAAUACAAAUAACAAUAAUAAAAAACAAUAA